Melampsora larici-populina 98AG31 is the source of this 2073-nucleotide messenger RNA. RefSeq lists its product as uncharacterized. NCBI's taxonomy places the organism in Eukaryota, Fungi, Basidiomycota, Pucciniomycetes, Pucciniales, Melampsoraceae. Bases 1 to 2073 code for a protein of 690 amino acids. The transcript has 9 exons. The record is from RefSeq and is a predicted model, not a curated record.
AUGUUUGGCCAACGACAAACCCGUCAACGACGAAAAAGCCCCACACCACCUCCUAUGACUCGCGAUGAAGCUCUGCGUAUCAGUCAAGGCCUUGGUCUCCUCGAGCGUUCACAGCCUCCAGCCCCCCUCCUCUCUGAGACAGACGACGAUGCAGACAACAAUAAUGAGUGGGAAGACAUACCUGAAGUACCUUGUACCCACGAAGAAAUCAGGCCGGACUCACCAGGCGAUCAAUAUGCAAAACAUCAGAGAUCUCUUCGACAUGCUGAAGCCCGAGCUAGGAAUCAAAGCAAGUGGAUGGCCCUUGAAGCUCAACUUACUGCCACAUAUCUUCACCUCCAGUCCUUCACGCAGAAUUGGACCAAGCAAAACUCGUAUCUGACCAAUGAGAUUAAAUGCCAGUGUCCACCUGAAAAAUUCCGACGACGUUGUGUUGACUUUGUUGACAUUCUUAGUCAUGCCAGAAAACGUCGGGUCACAUUUUGCGACUGUGUACCAGACGUUAUCCGUCUGCUUCAUCUCGGUUAUAUCGCUGGAUCUCCCCAUUUCCCUCGCACCGCCUUCUCUAUCCGGCUUCUCCAGUUUCAACAUCACCUCUGGAACCACACUUCAAUAUCAAUUUCCGGAUUUAUCGACGCACUCAUGUCAUUUCUCGAUGUACAGUGCCCAUCUAGAUUGACACCUCAACAAAUCAAGGGCAAUUACAAGAAGAACACCGAUGCUCAAGCAAAGGACAUCAAGCUUCGAGAACUCUACCCUGACAAGUUUAUAGGUGUACUAUAUGACAUUGGCUGCCACUUAGGCGCGCAUAUCGCAAAACGACUGUGGCUUCAAAACCGAUACCAAAAUGCAGUGAAGGUUUUGAGCGAAGCUCAAUCUGCACUAACUAUCCUAUAUGGAACGACCAAUCCAGCUGCACCUGGCCAAAACUAUUCAGCCGAAUUUUUUCGUGGGCAAUGGACUUUGGAGCGAGAAGCAUAUUCCAGUAAAGAAGCAAUCUUACAGAGGCAGAAGUUGGAGCUUGGUCGACUGCUAUCCUUAAAAGAAGAGCUAGAUACUGCAUGGACAAUGUUAACAGAAAUUGUUUUGGACAGGUCGCUGCCCGUAAUCACAGCCGAACAGUCUAUUGUCCGUCUUCGAACAACAGCAGAGCUCCAAGAGAAAAUCGAGAAGCAGGUCGCAAGAGUAGGCACAGCAAAUGUUCCAGUGGAUGACGAGGAGGAGGCAUUCCUGAAGCUCUGGUACAGCAAACACGAAGUUGGACUGAGGUUUAUUGCCAUAUGUGAAGAAAAGAGACCACUUCAACAGAGUCGCUCAGAUGGACAUUCAUCAAAUCUAGGUCAUAAGGGUCAGACAAACCUCCUCCUGGCGGUUCGGAGGCACACAGUCCAGCUUAUGAAAAUUGUCGACACAUAUCGCACUCGACGGGCAGAAUAUCACGCAGAAUAUCCACAUCGUCAGCUCCCUGAAGACAUCGAAUACACCGAAUUACUUCAUAUCAAAGCCGAUCACCCUUUCUGGAAUGAUUCACUCUUCACCAAAAUUGACGCACCUUGGGCAGUGGAUCCAAAGACAAGGCUAGGGAUGCAACAGAUUGCGUAUGCUGAUCGAGCAAAAGAAGAGCUCAGGCGUCUCGGCUGGGAGGCUCGCCGAGCUAUGCGUUGGGCAACAACUACCCACCAUCGCAACCUCACCACUCUCCUUGCUCUACAGUCUGACGAACCCGACCUUGCACUUCCUAUUGUUUCUCACCAAACUCUUUCACAUCUACCACCACAGUUUCGUCGAAGCGCAGCUGCCGUUGUCAUCAAGAAUGCGUUUGUUAAAAUCACAAACACUCAGCUCUUAUGGCACGAAGGGCUACUCGAAGUCUUUUCUCGAACACAAAGCCAAACCGGUGAUGAAGAGCUCAAGAGAACUUGGGACAGUCAACUAGAUCACAUCUCAAAACUCCAUGAAGAAGAGUUCAGGGAAGGGGAACGACUUCAAAUUCAGAACGGCGUUAAAUUCAAGGUGAAAUUUAACGCUGAAGUAACCAAACCAAAGAGUAUGUCAAUCAUACCUCGAUCUUGA